GGCGGAGAGGGCACGGGUCAGGGGUCAGGGGGCGCGGGCCGGUCGGACAUGGCGGCCCCCGAGCGGCCGGACUGUGAGAUGGAGGAGGCGGCGCACGCCUACCUGCUGAUGAGGAAGGACUACCGCAUCUCCCGCAACGUGCGGCUCGCCUGGUUCCUCGCCCGCCUGCACCAGCCCGUCUGCGCCGCGCCCGACCCGGGGCUGGUGCCGGCGGACGAGGAGCUGGCGGUGCUCAGCGUCCUGCCGCACGGCUGGCAGCCAGACGAGCUGCUGCGGCCACGGCCGUGCCUGCUGGUGCCGUCCACGCGAGUCACCUUCCUGGCGCGGCGCUACCGCUUCGUCAUCGAACUGGACCUCAGCCCGUCCACCGGCAUUGUGGAUGAUUCAACAGGGGAGAUCAUUUUUGACGAGGUGUUUCAUGCCCUUUCCCGGUGUCUGGUGGGUCUACUAAGGCCCUUCCAAAUCCCUGGUUCGGACAUUAUCUACCAGCCGGAGAUCUUUGUUACUAUCCAAGCGUAUUCGUCCAUCAUCGGCUUGCAGUCCCACCAGGUGCUGUUCCAAGGCUGUCAGCUGGAUGAGAGUAAGAGAGAUGCCUUCCUGCAGCAAGUGUACACACAGCUGUGCACUUUUGAGAACAAAGUGGCAGAGAUGCUUCAACAGCAGUAUGAACCCAAACCACAGGUGGAUUUGUCAUCACUUAGCCAGGACAGCCCUUGUGACCCACAGGACCCUCCUGGAAGGAAGCCGGGAGUCUCUGUGGUCACUGCUGAUGUUGGGCUCGUCAGCAUGAUCCGACAGGGGAUCCUGGCACUGCAGCUGCUGCCUUCCAACUCCACAGCAGGUAUCAUCGUGAUUACUGAUGGUGUGACCAGUGUCCCUGAUGUGGCUGUGUGUGAAACCCUGCUCAACCAGCUGCGCAGCGGCACUGUGGCCUGCUCCUUUGUGCAGGUGGGUGGAGUCUACUCCUAUGAUUGCAGCUUUGGCCACGUCCCCAAUGUGGAACUGAUGAAAUUCAUCGCCAUGGCAACUUUUGGUUCCUACCUCUCCACCUGCCCAGAGCUGGACCCGGUGAGCCUGGAUCUGAACGUGUAUCACAAGGCCUUCCUGCUGUACUCCUUCCUGCGCACAGGGGAGUCCUUGAAUCUGGAGUACUACUGUGGUGUCAGCAGUAGGACACGUGUGGACAGGGGUGACAAGGGGCAAUGGGAAAUCUUUUUCCAGCCCCUCCUGCUACGUGGAGUUUCAGAACUGGCCAGGGAGCAGUUGUCUUGUGAGCCCAGGCCCAGGGAAGAGAGAGUGUCUCAGCACAGACUGUUCAAUGAGCACCUAGUAUCUGCAAGCAGCAACCCUGCCCUGGCAAUGAGGAGGAAGAAGCACACUGAGAAGGAGGUGCAUGCAGACCUUGUGAGCAUUGUCUCCGUCCGGCUUCGGGAGGGCUACAGCAUCCGGGAGGUCAACAUCACCAAAGGUGGCUCCCAGCUGGAAGUGAAGCUUGUGCUGCUGUGGAAGCACAAUAUGCGGAUUGAGUACCUGGCUGUGGCACCGUGGCCCCUGGACCCCUCCAAGCGCAGCACGUGGGUGGAGGUGACAAUGGAGGGCAGCUAUGACAUCUUGCAUGACAUCAGCUGCACCAUGAGGAAGCCCAUCACCAGCCUGUACCGCACCACAGUCAUCCGUCGUUUCUGGAACACACUGCAGAGCAUCAACCAGACAGAUCAGAUGCUGGUUCACCUGCAGUCCUUUGACACCAUUCCUGAGCACUUCACCAUCCCAGAAAGCACCAAGAACGGGGUGCCCCUCUUCUACAUCCCACCAGGCUCCACCACACCGGUAUUGUCCUUGCAGCACAGCGGGUCUGACUCCAGCCACUCGCAGUUCGCCUCCUACUGGAAACCAAUCCUUUCCAUGGAUGCAAACUUCUGGCAGAGGUGGCUGCACAUGCAUCGCAUCGUUCUGCUGCUGGAGCAUGACACGCCGGUCCCCAAACACCUGCACACGCCUGGGAACAACGGCCGCUAUAGCACCAUCCAGUGCCGCAUCUCGCACUCUGCCCUCACCUCCCUGCUGCGGGACUGGAGUAGCUUUGUACUGGUGGAAGGCUACUCCUACGUGAAGCUGAUACACAGCUCAGAGGAUCCAACCCCUUCUUCGUUCUACGUGGUGCGGAUCAUCUCCAAGGCCCCCUGCAUGGUUCUCCGGUUGGGAUUCCCUAUUGGAACGCCUGCCCAAGCCAGGAACAAGAUUGUGGAGGAGUUACGGGACCGGAUCUUGCAGCUGCGCUUCCCUCACCGGGUCCAGAGCAAAGAGGCGACUCCCAAAGCGAAGAGGAAGUCGUUUGGCAGCAGUUCCCCAUCCAAGUCUCCCCCUGUGGCAGGGGCGCAGCCAGCCUUCUCAGAUAGACCCUGUCUGGUUGUGCUCCACAAGCCGCUGGAAAAGCUUCUGAUCAGGUAUGAGAAGCUGCCUUCUGACUACCGGGCUCCCUUCAGCCUCACCCUGGAGCACCCCGCUGUGUCUGGCCCACUGACCAUGGCCAGCCGCACUGCCUCCUCCACCCUGGCCUCCCUGUCCCGCUACUUCUACCACCAGCGCUGGAUCUGGAGUGUCCAGUCAGGACUGGCCCCAGCUGUCCCUAUCACAGCUGUAGCCCAGCUCCUGUCCACACUCACAGAGCUCCGUCUCUCGGAGGGCUUCCGCUUUGCAUCCAGUGGUGAUGGGAUUAUCAACAUGGCACUGGAGCUGCCCAUACAGAUCAAUGACUCAAGUGAGAGCGGCAAGGAGAAACACACAUGCAUCGUGCAGUACCUCCUCUUCCCACCGCACUCCACCUCCACCAAGGACAGCUUCUCCACAGAUGAUGACAAUGACACUGAGGUGGAGGCCAUCGAGGUAGAUACAGAGCUGAACCUGGUCACUGAGUGCUGGGUGGAGCCACAGAGUGGCCAUGUCCACAGUACUGCUGAGAACUGGCGGCACUUCCAGGGCCUGCCCUAUCAGAAGAUCCCCAAAGCGCUGUUUCCCAGGGACCUGGCCUGCAUCAGCACCUUGCUGACCUUCGAGUAUGUCAGCCAGCUGUGCCAGAACAAGGACUGGGCAUGCCCUGUAUCUGAUGCCAGGGCCACAGAAGAUGCUGAUGUGGGGGCCGGCUCCCGCGUGCAUGAGAUCCCCUUCCAGUUCAACCUCUUGAAGCUGCUUCCUCGGUGCCAGCAGAUCGAGAUGUUCUUCCUCAUGCUGACAAGGGAGGAUGACAGGGCGGCCAAGGACCCCAUGUUCAUGCCCAACGAGAUGCUGCUGAGCCUCUUCCAUGGCUGCUUGGAGCACGACCUUAGCGACCGUGAGAUCCCCUUGGCCAAUGCUGACCACAUGGCCUUCAUGGAGCAGGUGCUGCAGCGGGACCGCGAUGGCCACCUCCCGCCCUUCACGCUCCCCAGUAUCCAAGAGGAGACACUGAAGGCCCCUGCACCCCUGGAAGGGCAGGAUACCUCCAUGUCCUUUCACCCUGCUGGCGGCAGUAGCAGCACCAAGGAUGGGACUGGCUCCACUAGCACCCUGCAGAGCCUGGGCAAUGUGGAGCUGCCAGAGGAUGUUGCAGCCCUGGCCGACAUGGUGGGACUUCUCCCCCUGCAGUGGCGGUGCUACGCCAAGCUGAUCAAUCUGCAGCAUCUCUUCCUCACCUUCCUGCCAGCCACCUUCACUGAUGUGCAGAAGCUGGUGGCGUGUGGGCUGGAGAAGCCCCCAAAGGAGGAGGCCAGCCCGGAGGAGGCCGAUGCUCUGCCCAAUUCCCCACAGGAAGACUCCAGGGCGGGGGCAGAUGCUGCAGCACCAUUGCCCACCCUCAGCGUUACACCAGCCCAUGAGGCUGGCCAGGACCCUAGCGAGCCGGGCGCCGCUCCACGCAGGGACGUGCACAUCUCCUUCAGCCGCCAGGCCUCGCAGCCUGACCCCAGUGAGUGCCGCCGCAUCCGUUGCCCUGUGUAUGUCUACAGCUGCUCCCUGGAGGCGCUCCGGGAGCAGCUGGUCAGCCCACGGGCACACCGUCCGCCCCAUGACAUCUUCUUCAGAUCCCAGUCUCUGGACCGUCCCCCCAGUGCCUCUUGGCUGGACCACAAGCACAAGGAGCUGGUGGGCUACUGCACGCUGCUUCAGGAGCACUCGCACCAGUGCUAUGUGAAAGGGCUGUUCAAGAGCCUGCAGCAGUCGCACGGGAUCAGCUCACAGGACCUGCUGACAGCCAUGGACUACUGCGAGGAGCUGCUGCAGGAGAUCGACAUCACCCACUUCCUGCUGACGUUGUGCAGCCACGUGCGCUCCUUCCGUGAGAGCCAUCAGCAUUUCCGCACUCACACCAAGGCCACCGGCUUCCACAUGGGCAGUGUUGAGCAAGACAAUGAGUUGGGUGCCCGGGAGAGAGGUGUCCUUGCCUCAGAGUCCAGUGCGGAAAUGGAGGACUACAGCGAGCAGGACUCCCACCAUAUCUCCAGCCCCACUGAGGAGCUCAGGGGCAGCGCUGGGGCCAGCUGCUGCCCAGAGUUCCCCCUCUCUCUGCUGGGGAGCAGCCAGCCCUGCCAGAUGCACCCUGACCUGCACAAGAUCAUCCAGGAGAAGUUCCUAGAAAUCGGGAGUCUGCACUUCAAGCCGGUGCCAUCCAACCCACACUACUUCUUCUACUGCCCGCCGUCUGCCAAGAAAGAGGAGGAGGCCACCCGGGACCUGGCAGACAGGAAAGGCAGUGAGGACCUGGAGGGCUCAGAGCCCGACCUGGCAGCUGAGGAAGGGACCACCUCGGGAUACUGCAUCGCCACAGAGAGUGACCCUGAGCUGGAGGUGGAGUACCGGGAGAAGCUAGAACACGAGUUUCUGGAUACGGACUCCCAGUCGGGCUCCAACACGGUGAACCAGGACGAUGACUCCUUCAGCGUCCUGGGUGGGGACUCGCUGAACGAGCAGGAGCUCCCGGAGCAGGAGAUGCCGCCACUGUUCAUGCACCUGACCUGCUCCGUGAAGCUGCGCAGCCAGCACAGCUCCAUGCCUGUGCGCUCACUGCCCACCUGUCUAGGGGAGGUCCUGAGCUGCCUGGAAAGCUGCCAGGCCAUGCGCAGCAUUGACCUCGCUGACCUCUGUGUGACCCUCGAUAUCUUCGUGCUGACACUGCCUCUGGAGAUCGACGUGGUGAAUGCUGAUAUCCACCACAACCGGUGUACGUCUGAGAGCAGCGUCUCAUUCACCCGCUCCCCUGGGCAGCCCUCCUCCUUCCGCUCGGAUGACGAGAUCAUGCCCAGCCUGGACCGGCUGCCUUCAACGGGGGACGAGAGGCACCCGGCACUCUCCAACCUCCCCGGGGUGCACAGAGAGGCCAUCGAAGCCAUCAUGAAUGAGAUCCGCUGGCUGCUGGACGACGAGAUCGUGUCUGCGCUGCGCCACUCUCAGGACAUCAGCGCUGACGUCCUUCACCGUGUGGCCGCCCACAUCCACCGCUCCCAGGGGCGGCCCAGCUGCCACAGCGAGGCUGUGCUGCUGCAGUUUGUCUUUGGGCCCGAGCACUCGCUGGAGAAGUUCCGAGAGGAGUUCAGGAGGAUGACGCUGCCAGGGUACGUGCUCAAUGCAGAAGGCAGCGAUUACCACUACAUCUCCAUCAGCCGCCUGCAUGCCCAACGGGCAGGACUUGGCCCACAAGACCCCCCUGAAUGUGCAGCCUCUGCCCUGCAUGGAGGGGGCCCUGAAGGAGCCCAGAGCCAGGCAGGGCUGGAGAGUGGCACCAAAGCUGAGGGACCUGCCCUACAGUAUCCACCUUGCACCCGCCCAGAGGAGCCACGGGGCAUCUGGCCGUGGCCCACGAAUGAGACCUGCAUCAGGGCUGAUGUGGGCAGCCUGCCAGACAAAGGCAGUCACGCCCAGAGCGAGGUGCCAGUUAUGGAGGAAGCGCCGAGGCCAGCACAGGGCAGAGUACUUGGACGGGGAUCCCUGGAGGAGGCUGUACUGGAGACAACCCCCCGGUCCCUGCCAUCGUCGGCCUCUGACAAGUGGAACAGCGAGAAAUCGCCAUCGGCGACGCCAUCUGCUGCCAGCCUGGCUGAGUCCGUGACCCACGGUCGGGAAGGCUCCAGCAAGCAGCAGCCCAGCCGGGUGCAGAGCCUGGUGUCAAGCCAGGGCAGCAUGGACUCUGAUCACCUGGGAUAUGAUGGUGGGAGCAGCGACUCGGAGUGUGAGGAGGCACUGAUGAGUGACCAGGACCCGCAGUGCCCACUGAUGCCCGACUUCUGGCUGAUUGUAAAGAUCCAGCAGGACCGCGUGGAGGUCUAUUCCCAUACACGCAGCCUGAGCGCAGAGAAAGCGGCAGUGGCCGAGGCAGAGGAGGAGCCAGCUGGGACCUGCCUGCGCCUACACCAGGCCGUGGUGAGGAAUAUCAGCGAGAUCUGCAGGGUGGUGAAUCAGCGCCUGCUGCUGCAGGACCUGCACGACAGCCACAUCUGCAACUCGCUGCUGGUGGCUGAGAGCGAGGAGGACAUCUGGAAGAGCGAGACCCCCUACACCUCGUACCGACAACGCGUGCUGCCCACCGAUGACUACUCAGCAGAAGAGAGCUACCAGCCCCGGGACUACCUGGCCGCCACCAUGCAGUUUGUGCCAGGGCACUUUGCCUGCGACGUGGUGUGGAGUACCAUCAUCCACGUGCACUCGCGCCUCAAGAUGGGGCCCAACAUGGGGGUCUCACGAGCCAUCCAGGCACUGCGCUCAGUGCUCAACGCCUUCUCCGUGGUGAACCGCAAGAACAUGUUUGUCUACCAGGAGCGCUCCACCAAGGCCGUCUUCUACCUGCGGCUCAUGGAAACCACCUACAGUGGGAAAGUAUGGGAAGGGGAGAGUACCCAGGGCCCUGUGUGCCGCUCACUGGCUCUGACACGCAGCCAGGAGCCCAUCUACCCUGAGGAUCUCAUGGGAUCCCGCUCUUCCCUCGACUUGGGCUCGUGCCGCAGCAUGGACUCCACCCGCCCCGUGGGCCAGGUGGACAGACACAUCCAGCUGAUGGUCCAUGGCGUGGCUCAGGCAGGGCCUGAGAUCACGGAUGAGCUGGUGAAGGUCCUGCGCCGACGUCUGGAUGAGGCCACGCUGGACAUCAUCACCGUCAUGCUGGUGCGGAACUGCAAGCUGACCCCAGCCGAUGUGGAGUUCAUCCAGCCCCCAGGGACUCCACCCACAGAGGUCCUGCAGUUCACCCUGCCGCCAUCCACUCUGCCCUGGCUCCCUGCCGUGGCCUACUACCUGCGCCAGAACCUGCUCAUCUUCCUGCACACGCCCAAGUACACUGACAGCAACGUUGAGCACCACUUCAAGCACUACUUCCACCCAAGCGGCAGCCUGCCUGAUCUGGACCUCUACCUGUACAACAAGCCGGGUGGGCAGGGCACUGGUGGCAAAGGCAUCGCGUGCAUUGCCCUUGCCUUCGUGGAUGAGAACGACAGCCCCCUUCUGCUGGCACCUGGGGAUCGGCCUGGCUUCCUGAGGCCACCACCCAGCACCGACCUGCUGCAGGACUCGGACUUCGAGAGCCUCACCGCAGUCAGCCAGCACCACGUUGAGCCAGGCAUGCUGCAGCCAGGCCCCUGCGCACGUGUGCGCCUGGACGUGUGGGAGAAAGGGAACAUCAGCCUCCUGCAGCUGUCGGAGAAGUUGCGUGGGGCCCUGCGCCAUGCCCUGUGUGAUGCCACCAUGGAAGUCCGUGUGCUGCCUGCCCCGCUCUGCAUGGAGUCCACCUGCCCCCUGGCCACCACCGAGCUGGAUGAGCUGAGCAGCGGUGGAGGCCUCAGAAGGACAAUGUCAGAGACCAAGGGGCUGGCUCAGGCUGCGCGCAAUGCUGGUACCAGUCGCAGGUGUCCAGCCCCCCUGCACUUCACCCCAGCUGCUACCUCGAGCCCCGGCGAGCCGGUCACACCUACAAGCAAGCUGGGACGCCGUAGCUUCUGGGACAUGCUGAGCAAGGCAGAGUCCUCAGAGCUGGGCAGCCCCAAAACCACUGAUGACAUCGUGCUGGAGCGGCCGGAGGAGACGCGCACACGGCGACGCCACAAGACGGAAAGUGUCAGGCAACACCUGAGCCAGGAGCGGGCCACGGCCACUGCUGAGCUAGAACAGGCCCAGAGGCGCCGCACCUGCCAGCUGGAGGAGGGGGACGUUGGUGUUAUGCACCCACUCUUCCAUCAGACCUGCCAGCAGUGGAUGGCAUUCAUGAGCCGCCUGGGGUGUCCCUCGGUGCAGCAGUGCUCAGUGGAGAUCGUUUCCCGCUUCCUGCUCCCCUCAGUCCUGGCUGAGGUGGUGAGCCUGGUCACUGCCCUGGCCAGCGACACCGCUCUCAAGGUGUUUGAGCGGCUCUGCUGCCCCUGGGGUGCCACCUUCCUGCCCUACAAGCCCAACCAGAGCACAAGCCUGCGGCCUGCUGCCGUCCGGCACUUUAUAUUACUUGGGCGCAGUUUCCACCAGUGGCGUUACAGCACCGAGCAGGUGGCUGGCAGCGCAGAGGAGCAGCAGGUCCCCCCUGCUCAUAGGUUCAAACCUCACAAGGGGCUCCAGCGCUUUGAGGCCAUGGAGCUCAGCUCCACGGAGAAGGGCUUGAGCUCUGGCCCCUCGGGGAGAGACCUGGUGCCCCGGCAGAGGUUCCUUCUCAUGGAGAUCAUCGACAAGAAGCUAACCCUCUACACCUACAACUGGUCCCCGGACCUGGGCAGUUCCCUGGCCAGCUCGCUCGUGCGCCUCCUGCAGUGGCAGAAUGCGCGCUCCCACGUUGUUCAUUGCCUGCUCAGCCAGAAGCUGGGGCUUUUCCACCACUACUGCUACAUGGACACACCCUGGCAUGAGGACGCCAAGCAGGAGCCGAACCCCUUCCUGAACUCCACGCUGGAGGUAGACAUGCUGAUCCGGAACCCCAGCCCCCCGCCCAGCCGGGAGCAGGGCCGGCUGAGCAGCUCAGGGCGCAGCCUGCCCUCCCUGCACUUUCCCCCCGACAUGGUGCCCUUCGACGAGGCCCUGCGGGACGUCCCUGCUGUCAAGUGCCUCCCCCACGGGCCAGACCUGGGGCCGCUUGACCCUGUGUCUCGCCAUGGCGCUCAGUUCUUGGAGAUCAAGAGCAUGGAGAGGAGAGAACUGGAGAAGCAGAUGAAGAUUGAGAACCUCUUUGUGACCUGGCAACAGAGGUCAGCACAGUCCAACAUGCCCAUCAGCCUGGCUGACCUGGAGACGCUGAAGCAGUCCUCACGCCUGGUGCACUACUGUGCCACCCCCCUGCUCUUUGACCCUGCAUUCCGGCAGCAGAUCCAGGCUGACCAGCAAGCCAAAGUGGAGGGGAAGAAGCGCCAUCGCUCCAAUGACUCAACGGCCUCAGGGAGGGACCGCAGCCACAGCUGCGACUCCACAGAGGCGCUGCCCUGCAAGCUGAAGGAGGAGCCAUGGCUCUUGGAGAUGUGUGGCGCCUUCCUGCAGCAGUACAUCCAGUACCUGCAGAGCAUGGGUUUUAUCCUGGUCCAGGUGCGGCCCCCCUCACCCACCCGCAGCACAAGUCGGAUACGUGCGCUGGCAGCCCUGGGCACUGAAGGCAGAGGCUCCUUCUCCUACAAGCCCAAAGCAGAUGGGAGCCCCAAGAGCACCAGCCCCCCUGUCGCCACCUACCACCUGCAGCGCGCUCUGCCUGGCGGGAUCGUGCUCAUGGAGCUGGCAUUCCAGGGCUAUUACUUCUGCGUGAAGCAGUAUGCGCUGGAGUGCUCACGGAUCCCCAUGGGCCAGACGGUGAACUCACAGGGUGCUCUCACAGCCAGAGCCCGCAGCCAGAGCUGCACGGGACCCGGCUCCGUCUCUGAGUGUGCGCUCUCCAUGCUCUUCACGGAGGAGUGUGACAAGGUGCGGGACCUCAUGCACGUACACUCAUUCAGCUAUGACUUCCAUCUGCGCGUGGUACACCAGUACCUGCUGGGCUCGCACAUGGCACUGCGCCAGGGUUACCACCUCACCAGCUUCCUGCAGGACUUCAUCGCCUACCACCCUGACAUCCCCAAGUUUGGCCGCAACCACGUCUUCCAGGGCAUGCUGGCCCUGCCCACCAACAUGAUCACAGCCCACCAGCUCUACAACUACGUGGCUGACCAUGCCAACACUUACCACAUGAAGCCCCUGCGCAUGACCCGGCCAGCGGGAGGCAGUGAUGGAAAGAAGGGGCCCCCAGGCACGGAGCAGAACGAGUAUGCCCUGGUCUCCAUCUGGAACAGCUCGGGCUCCUACAAGGACUCGGAGGGGCUGCGUCACCACGAUGACUUCGACGUGUCCCUGCUGGUGUGCCACAGUGCGGCCCCCUUCGAGGAGCAGAGUGAGGCCGAGAGACACGUGCUCCGCCUGUGCUUCUACGUGGUCAUGACAAGCCAGCGGGAGCUGUUCCCCCGGCUCACGGCUGACAUGCGCCGCUUCAAGAAGCUGCCGCAUCUGCAGCGGGACAUGCUGGAGCCUGUGGUGGGCCGCGCACCCGGGGAGGCACCGGGGCCAGGGCUGGAGCGGCAGCAGCCGGCAGAGCGGGAGCCCUGGCAGGAGGUGGAGGACGGGGGCGAGUUCUACGCGGGCAGCUCGCCCGUGAAGCUGGGCCCCGGCCUCUUCUACACCUCGCCCCUCUUCCCGCUGCUGGCCUCCGAGGUGGCCUCGGCCCAGCAGCAGCUGAGCAGCCUGGUGCAGCUGGCCAAGCGCCACUGCCGCCGCGACAACCUGUGGAAGCGCCUCUUCCUGCUGGAGCCGCUAGCCUCCGACAAGCUCAAGCUGGGCAAGCUGUCACUGGCCGAGCUGGAGGAGCUGCUCAAUGCCGUGCACGGCAAGUCCAUCGCUGACAUCGACCCCCAGCUGGGCUGCUUCCUCACCAUGACGGCAGCGUGGUACCAGAGCCUUAUCAAGGUGCUGCUCAGCCGCUUCCCGCAGAGCUGCCGCCACUUCCACAACGCUGAGACGGGCACCCAGUACCUGGUGGUGCUCAACCAGAAGUUCACUGACUGCUUCAUCCUCAUUUUCCUUGAUUCGCACUCAGGAAAGACGAGCCUAACGGUGGUUUUCCGGGAGCCGUUCCCCGUGCAGCCCCAGGACAGCGAGAGCCCUCUGCCACAACUGGUGUCCACAUACCAUCACCUGGAGUCUGUCAUCAACACCGCCUGCUUCAACCUUUGGACUGGACUGCUCUAAUGCUCGCGCUAGCACCUCAGAGUGGGACACGGCCCCAGGCCAGCUCCCGUGUGCACCAGGGCUACAGUGGCAGCACGGGACUGGCAAAACCUGGGGCUGAGGGGUGCAGGGAGCCUGGCUGCCCCUCGGGCCUCAGCUAAUGCCAGCCCCCUGAGGUGUUCCUUGUGGCUGCAGGCGGCUGCCAUUGCACAUGGACAUGCAAGAUGGACAGGGAACGGACAUACAGAAUGCAGGGAGGCCCCGAGGGUCAUAGCUGCCAUGCAGCAGAGCCGCUUCGGGGCCAUAGACCCGGCACAACCAUGGGCAUGCUGGUGAGCUGCCACCAGAUGUGGUAGCUGUACCUGUCCCUGCCGCACACUUGGUGAUGCAGAGCACUGCAGCUUCAGCCCAGGCCAGCACUUCCCUGGGGCUCCAGAGCAGACAAAACACUGGAGCAGAGGCGGGAGGGCUGCCCGUGUCGCUGCCUCACCCUGUGCUGGCACCAGCAGGUUGUAGGGGCAGCCCUAGGCUGUAUCAAGGAGCAGUGUGGGGGUAUCUGUACAAUAAACUGCAGCAGACAGCAA
Alligator mississippiensis (American alligator) is the source of this 11759-nucleotide messenger RNA. It is a transcript of the gene SZT2, whose product is annotated as SZT2 subunit of KICSTOR complex. Gene Ontology annotation, cellular component: peroxisome. The record is from RefSeq and is a predicted model, not a curated record. NCBI's taxonomy places the organism in Eukaryota, Metazoa, Chordata, Crocodylia, Alligatoridae. The transcript has 75 exons. Bases 49 to 11196 code for a protein of 3715 amino acids.